Sus scrofa (pig) is the source of this 450-nucleotide messenger RNA. It is a transcript of the gene CXCL9, whose product is annotated as C-X-C motif chemokine ligand 9. The record is from RefSeq and is marked provisional. Gene Ontology annotation, cellular component: extracellular region. Gene Ontology annotation, biological process: immune response; defense response; chemotaxis. Lineage: Eukaryota; Metazoa; Chordata; Mammalia; Artiodactyla; Suidae. Gene Ontology annotation, molecular function: chemokine activity.
GACUCAGUGGAACACCUACAGAAGUGACACUGUUCUACCACUAUGAAGAAAAGCAGUGUUGCCUUGCUUUUGGGUAUCAUCUUCCUGACUCUGAUUGGAGUUCAAGGAACCCUACUAAUGAGGAAUGGACGUUGUUCCUGCAUCAACACCAGCCAAAGGAUGAUCCAUUUAAAAUCCUUAAGGGAUCUUAAACAAUUCGCCCCAAGCCCUUCUUGUGAGAAAAUGGAAGUCAUUGCUACAAUGAAGAAUGGGGAUCAAACAUGUCUAAACCCAGAUUCACCAGAUGUGAAAAAAUUGAUUAAAGAGUGGGAGAAACAGGUCAGCCUAAAGAAAAAGCAAAAGAAAGGGAAAAAACAUCCAAAAACCAAGAAAGUUCGAAAAGUUAAAAAAUCUCAACGUCCUGAUCAAAAGAAGAUGACAUGAGGGACCAUGUUACCAACAAGUAUUCUG